Molecule: messenger RNA, 900 nt
Organism: Torulaspora globosa
Lineage: Eukaryota; Fungi; Ascomycota; Saccharomycetes; Saccharomycetales; Saccharomycetaceae
Gene: GTR1
Product: Rag GTPase GTR1
Exons: 1
Coding region: 1-900 (299 amino acids)
Biological process (GO): cellular response to amino acid stimulus; regulation of autophagy; positive regulation of TOR signaling
Cellular component (GO): nucleus; Gtr1-Gtr2 GTPase complex; fungal-type vacuole membrane
Molecular function (GO): GTP binding; GTPase activity
Source: RefSeq, a predicted model, not a curated record
AUGGCUACAAAUAACAGGAAAAAACUAUUGUUGAUGGGGCGUUCUGGCUCCGGGAAGUCAUCAAUGAGGUCCAUCAUCUUUAGUAACUACUCAGCUUUCGAUACACGUCGCCUCGGGGCUACUAUAGAUGUUGAGCACUCGCACCGACGGUUUUUAGGCAAUAUGACCCUUAAUCUAUGGGAUUGUGGUGGUCAGGAUGUCUUCAUGGAGAACUACUUUACUAAGCAAAAGGAUCACAUCUUCCAAAUGGUGCAAGUGCUUAUCCAUGUCUUCGACGUAGAGUCUCAGGAAGUCAUGAAAGAUAUCGAAAUCUUUACCCGAGCUUUGAAGCAAUUAAAGCAUUAUUCUCCGGAUGCCAAGAUAUUUGUCCUGUUGCACAAGAUGGAUCUGGUGCAGUUAGACAAAAGAGAAGAGCUAUUCCAGCUGAUGAUGAGAAAAUUACAAGAGACGUCAGCAGAAUACGGGUUCCCUAAUCUGGUGGGAUUCCCUACAUCAAUAUGGGACGAAAGUUUGUACAAGGCAUGGUCUCAGAUAGUGUGCUCGUUAAUUCCCAAUAUGGCGACGUAUCAAGCAAAUCUGAAGGAAUUAAAAUCUGUAAUGGAUGCGUGUGAAAUCAUUUUGUUCGAGCGAAGUACAUUCCUUGUCAUCUGUUCGAGUAAUGCCGCUAACGGCGAAAGGCUGGAUCCCAAAAGGUUCGAAAAGAUAUCGAAUAUAAUGAAAAAUUUCAAGCAGAGUUGCACCAAGUUAAAGAGUGGUUUCAGAACACUGGUAAUAAAUGAAAACAUAUACGUGAGUGAGCUUUCAUCCAACAUGGUGUGCUUCAUUGUGCUAAAUACUUCCGAUGAUUGCCAGCAAAUGGUCUUGGAGAAUAUUAAAAAGGCGAAACAAUUUUUCCAGUGA